CUGCAACGGCAUCUCUGUCGAAACAAAACAGCCCAAUAACUCCACAUUUGAUAUCAUUUCACCGCCAAACUUUUGGGAAAGAAGCACAGAAAUUAAAGAAUGGCAACAGAGGCGUCGGCGGAGGCCAUGGCAACCACGGCCGAGAAGUCACCCAUCACAUUGGAGCGCAAAGUUCGAAGCGAUCUGGACACCAAUCUCCCAAAGCCAUAUUUAGCGAGAGCUCUGGCGGCGCCGGAUUCGGAAAACAUCAAUGGAACAUGGAGCCACAAACACAAUGGAAUGUCUGUGCUUCAACAGCAUGUUUCAUUUUUCGAUCAAGACGACGAUGGCAUUAUCCGGCCAUGGGACACGUACCGAGGAUUUCGAGCUAUGGGAUUCAAUAUGAUUUUUUCGUUCUUCUUUAUGAUAUUUAUUCAUGGAGCUCUCAGUUAUGCGACUCUCUCGAGUUGGAUACCUUCUCCUUUCUUCCCAAUAUAUGUAAGAAACAUCCACAAGGCAAAGCAUGGAAGUGAUUCAGGGACCUAUGACACUGAAGGAAGGUUCAUUCCAGCACAGCUAGAGAAUAUAUUCAGCAAAUAUGGUGUGACUCAGGCAGACAAGCUUAGCUUCAAAGAACUGUGGCACAUGACCAACGCAAACCGUGAUAUUUUCGAUUUCUUUGGCUGGGCCGCAAGCAAGUUGGAGUGGGGAGCUUUGUAUGUUCUUGCAAAGGACGAAAAUGGGUUCUUAUCAAAGGAGGCUGUUAGGCGUUGCUUCGAUGGCACCCUCUUUCCUUACUGUGCCAAAAUGCAUCAAGGUGGUGUCGAUAAAUUCCGCUAGACUUCGGAUCAUUCUAGGAUUCAAAA
This is a messenger RNA of Cucurbita maxima (winter squash), 845 nucleotides long. RefSeq names its product probable peroxygenase 3. The record is from RefSeq and is a predicted model, not a curated record. The transcript has 6 exons. Gene Ontology annotation, molecular function: calcium ion binding; monooxygenase activity. Bases 100 to 819 code for a protein of 239 amino acids. Lineage: Eukaryota; Viridiplantae; Streptophyta; Magnoliopsida; Cucurbitales; Cucurbitaceae.